GGACCAAAAGAAAGAAAGGAAAUAAAAAAGAAAAAAAGAAAAAAGAAAAAUCUAAAUCUAAAGCCGUUGGAAGUUUCCCUCUUUUUGUGAGUUUGAAAUUUGAGGAUUUGCCAGUAAAUGUAACGGCUAACAACUCUGAAUCCUUCUUCUUCUUCAACACGAAGUUCUAGUUUCUCAGUGAAAAAAAUAGAAAGAAAGAAAAGAAAAAGCCUCAAAUUAGGGUUUUUGUUUUUUCUUUUCUGUUUAAAUCAGAAAAUGAAGACGAACCGCAAGGUCAAGAAACCAGAUCAGUCUUCCAAGCUAGUUCUGGAAGAGAUUAUCGGCCUGACCACGAAGAACUGCAAUGGAUUGGCUUCCAAUAUCUCGACAACCAAAUGUGCAUAUGUAGCUGGAUGCGUCGUAGUGGUUUACGAUGUGGAAUCUGGCUCCAAAUCACACCUCAUGGUGCUUCAUCGAAUGCCGAAACCUCUGAGCUGUGUGGCGCUGUCCUCAAAUGGCCGUUUCAUUGCAGCUGGAGAGUCAGGAACUCAAGCUGCAGUGUUGGUGUGGGACAGUGCCACUCUGGCCUUUGCAUCUGAAUUAAAAGGUCAUGUAUAUGGGGUUUCAUGCAUUGCUUUCUCACCUGAUGGAAAAUAUCUAGUAUCCGUUGGGGAAUACAUCUAUCUUUGGGACCGGCAGAGGUGUAUGCUGGUUGCAAAGCUUAGAGCAAGUUCAUCUUCUUCUGCUGUUGCAUCGGUUAGCUUCUCAUCAGAUGCAAAAUUCAUUGUAACUGCUGGGAAGAAUCACUUAAAGUUCUGGACUGUUGGAUCAUCUCCAAAGACUCGUUUAAAUAAAGGGGCUGCUUCACUAGCAAAGAAUGGGAAAGAUGUUAAUAUUGGUCUUCAUAAAGGAAGCUCUUUCGUGUCUGUCAUAUCUGCAAUCAGGACUGACAGUAGUAUUUCUAAUUCUGACCAGGCUGGUGAUCUUUUUCCUGUCUAUGCAUUGACUGAUGCAGGUAUUUUGUGCCUUGUAAAUUCCAGGUUGUCAGUAAGGAAGUCAGUGGAUUUAAAGGUCAGAAAAGGUUUUGCAUUAUCUAUAUCCAACAAGCUAAUUGCUUGCGCUUGUAGUAAUGGAAUUGUGUGCCUCUUUAACGUUGAGACUCUCAAAUAUGCCGGAAGUCUACUAUAUUCAAAAUCCAAACAAUACUGUGUGGAGAGUGACAUUGUUUCCCACGCUAAAGAUACAGAAAAGGAUUUUGAAGUUCUUCCUGUUCUUCCCGAUGCUAUUGCUUGUCAGUUCAUGAUGUCAGAAAAGCUUGUGGUUGUCUAUGGAGAUCAUAGUCUCUAUAUAUGGGAUAUUCAUGAUGUGAACCAGGCUACAAGGUGCUGUGUGUUAGUUUCACAUUCUGCAUGCAUAUGGGAUAUCAAGAAUCUUUGUUGUGAAAACAUGCAUGAUCAGUCUCUUGCCUGCGUUGCUAGAGGCUGUUCUGGUGGAGUUUCUUUUGCAACUUGCUCAGCAGAUGGUACCAUUAGGUUAUGGGAUCUUUUGUUGAAACCAGGCUCAUUAGAUGAUAACUCAGACCAGCUUUCUCUGAAUACUGAAUCAAUGGGCACUGCACAUUUAGUCAGUGCGGGAACAUUUGAAAGAGAUGCUGUUGAGUUAGGUGUUAGCUCUCAAGGAUUCCGGUCAAUGGCAGUUAGCUCAGAUGGAGUGUACCUUGCUGCUGGAGAUUGCAAGGGCAAUCUUCAUAUCUAUAAUCUACAAACUUUUGAUUAUACAUGUUUCCAGGGUGCUCAUGAUGCAGAGAUCCUCUGUUUGAGCUUUAGCUUGUCAAAGAAAAAGUGUGAUAAUUUUGGAGAAUUUACUGAUAGCCAUUAUCUUCUUGCUUCUGGGGGGCGAGAUGGACAAAUCCAUCUUUUUGAUGUCCAAAGGAAUUUUGAUCUCAUUGAAAGUAUUGAAGACCAUGUUGGUGCAGUGACUUCCAUAAAACUUGGUUACAACGGCUCUAAGAUCUUAAGUUGCAGUGCUGAUAGGUCUCUGGUAUUUCGAGAUGUUAAUAUCACAUCCAAUGGUUUUGCAAUUGUGCGUCAUCAUCAUCAUACAGCAUCUCAUGGAACCUUAUAUGACAUGGCUGUCGAUCCAAAAAUGGAGGUUGCAGUCACUGUUGGGCAGGAUAAGAAGGUAAACACAUUCGAUAUUACUGCUGGGAAGCUGAUUAAAUCAUUCAAGCAAGAUAAAGAGUUUGGAGACCCAAUAAAGGUCACUAUGGAUCCUAGCUGUAGUUACUUGGUUUGCUCCUCCUCUAAUAAGUCAAUCUGCAUUUAUGACUUUACUACUGGGGAGUUAGUUACACAAGCUAUGGGGCAUGGUGAUGUUGUUACUGGUGUCAUCUUCUUACCUGAUUGCAAGCACAUUAUUUCUGUAGGAGGUGAUGGCUGUAUCUUCAUAUGGAAAGUGCCUAUACUUUUGUCCUCCAUAAUGCAGAAGAGGAUGAAGGAAAAUUGUGGUCCAUUAUCUCCAAAAAGCUUAGCCAGGCCACUUCGUCAAGCCUUUCUUUGUGUAGAAGAAGACAGAUACAUUUCUGAGGAUCUGUCAUUACCAGAAAUCUCCAACCAAAUUGGGCGAAAAGUUGUUUAUGGAGGAAAGGACCCUCGAGAGACCAUGGCAUUCAAAUUUAGUGUUUCAAGACUUCCUCGAUGGGCACAAGCCAAAGUAAUGAGCUCUGAAGUUGUCUCAAGAAAACUUGGGUUGACUUCACCCCAGCAACUGGAAUUGAAAGAUUUCUCUCCUUCUGUUGGCAAUGGUCUGAGAUGUGCUCCUUCUUCCCCUGAAGCUCAAAUGCCACCAAGACAUGAAAUGGGAAGUGAGACAAGCCUUAGUAGCUUGUCAAGAAGUUCUCCUGAUUCCGAAAACAAUCACAAUUCUUCAAUACCUCAAAAAACCCUUAGCAGCUUUGCCAUGGACAAACGUUGGCACUCGAUUUAUACUGUAUGUUUGGAUCUGCUGAAUUCCCCGGCAAUGCAGGAUGUAAAGGAAUUAAAGCCGUCAGUGUCUUGCCAAAGUUUGCUACACUGCGGACCUGAGGUACCAAGUAAUGACCAGCACUUGUAUGGGCAUGAUAGCCAGGUAAUGGAUGACAGGAAGGGCUGUAUAUUGGAGAAGCAUGCAAGUGCCAAUGAUUCCGGAUCUAUAUGCAAGAAUAAUGAGCAACAUUGUAUGGAUAAUAUGAAUACAUUUCAUGAGGCUGUUGCUGGUUAUGUGGCUGGGCAUUUGCAUUCAGAUAAACCUGGAUGUGAUGUUCCAGAGACCAUGGAAAUGGCUGAGAAGCUGCAUUCAUAUAAAACUGGAUGCGGCAUUCAAGAGACCGCAGAUAUCUGCCACAUUAAGUCAGAAAACAAUGAUCUAUUCAAGAAACACUUUAGCAGUUUGUCAUCCAUAACUAAGAUAGAAAGUGGCAAAUCAUCAGUCAGGAGAAGGCACUCUGCUCGAUAUGUUGUCUACCGGGACUAUCUUGGAGGCUGCAAGAGACUUUUCGAUUCACCCUUUCAAGGUUUAGGUAGUGGUAGUAAAAUGGUGAACUGCAAGGAACAAGCAUUAGAGGUUCCAUCAUACCAGAUUCUGGAUGAGCAGCGAAUGCUAGAUUCACAUGGACAGGACCUGAAAAACUCUAUGCAAAGCAUACAUAAUUCCCUGAAAAAUGAAUUACCUGAACACUCAGUUCCAGAAAGUAUGGAAGCUAGAGAUGAUAAGGGAUGUUUUCUAGAAGGAAGUGAAAUGCUGGAAAAGAUUACUGCAUGCAGGGAAGCACUCCUCACUCUAGAUGCUGCAGCAAAGAGUGCGCUCCAGUUAUUUUCGAGAUUACAAACUCAGGGUUCUAGAGAGGACUUCACAAAAGGACCUGGAGCUGAGUUAUUUGUUGAUGCAGCUAGACUGCUUCCAUCAAUUGCAGACAAAGUCAAUGCAGUUGCAAAAAUUGUGCAAUGAAGCAGAAAACCAUGUGGGAGAGCAGCCAAAAUUUCAAAUCUUGAACAGUGUCUACCUAAAGCUACAUCAUCUGAAGGAGAACCUUAGCACCAUUUGACAUGAUUUUAACCUGACAAAGUAGUCCACAUUGCAGCCUGAGAUAACCUUCAUUGUGAAUAACCAUGCUAAGAUAACCUUGCUUCUAUUGUUUUUUUUCAAAGAAGCCAAGGAUCCUGUAAUGAACUAACAUUUUGAUAUAACAAGAGUGUCGUUCUUCGAAA
Molecule: messenger RNA, 4223 nt
Organism: Ziziphus jujuba (common jujube)
Lineage: Eukaryota; Viridiplantae; Streptophyta; Magnoliopsida; Rosales; Rhamnaceae
Exons: 20
Coding region: 256-3963 (1235 amino acids)
Biological process (GO): regulation of mitotic cell cycle; mitotic spindle organization
Cellular component (GO): mitotic spindle
Molecular function (GO): protein binding
Source: RefSeq, a predicted model, not a curated record